AUGAGUUGCCAAGAAACCCAGAGCUCAUCCAUGCUGAGCCAAGAAGAGAUUUCAAGUAAAACUGAAAAUAUUUGCCACAUAGAAAAUUGUAAAAACGGAGCCCAUGCAAUAUGCAAAUGCCGUAGCCCAUCAGUGUUUCUCUGUAAAGAUCAUAUUUUAUCCCACUUAGAAAUAGCUUCUGACAUUCCUCAUCAAACGGACUUUUUUUACAUAAAACUUGACCCAAAAGAUAACGAGUACAUUGCAGAUAUAUCCUUUAUCAAUGAAUAUUUUAUUAAAAAUAAUAAAUAUUUAUAUUAUAAAAUGUCAACUUAAAGGCAUAUAAUUUUACAAGCAAAAGUAAAACUCCAAUCUGAUUAUGAAAAAAUCUUAAAAGUUUCCUCCGAAGUAAUCCAAUCUUUCACCUCGAAAAUCACUCAGCACAUCAGCAAAAUUAAAACUCUCCAAAACGCCUACAUUUCUGCACUAGAAAGUGUAAUUUCAGCAGAAAAAAUAAGCCGAGAAGCCCAAACCCCAAUAUUUCAAGAGCUUCAAAAGGACUUGCAAAAAUUCAAGUCUGAUAUUUCUAACGUAAAGUGAUUUUCAUUUAAAUUAGACAGCAAUGGAAUCAUGGAUGAGAUCGACAAUUUUUGUAGAAUCCAGCUCAAUAAUCAGCAAGUUUUCAAAUUUACUGGCCUAAAGGAUGAGAUUCUAGUUUAUGAGAAAAGUGGGAAUAAAGAAAGCGAAGAUGUUAUUAUAGAAUUUGAAGAAGUUUAUGCUGAAAAGUCUGAAGAGGAGGAAGAAGAGGAGAAUAGAUGAAACUAUGAUAGCGUGGAUUACGAAGAAGGAGAGUUGAGAGACUUUUACGAAGAGGAAGAAGAGGAUACGUAUGAAGAGCAGUUCGAAGAGCAGUUUGAAGAGCAGUAUGACCCCUGGGACGAUUAUGAAGAAGACUAUGGAGAAGACGAAGAGUUAUAUGUGAGAACCAAUCAGCAAGAAAGUUAUUCUGAAUAUUCGGAUGAAGAUUAUUAA
This is a messenger RNA of Blepharisma stoltei, 1011 nucleotides long. The record is from the annotation of a GenBank genome assembly. NCBI's taxonomy places the organism in Eukaryota, Ciliophora, Heterotrichea, Heterotrichida, Blepharismidae.